AGAGAGAGAGAGAGAGAGAGAACUUUUAGUCAGGUUUGUUAUAUUUGGCUAUGUGGGGGAGUGAAGUCAAGCGUGCCCCUGACACUUUUUUGGAGUGCUCAUAGCGCGCUGUAUCAUUGCCAAAACAAUGAUGUGAUAUAACGUGAUACCAUGGGAAAAUAAUGGAAACGCUCCAGAGAGAUGCUACAGACAGGAGUGAAUUUAACGGACAUAAUAACCGUCACAGCUCGCGCCACCGGGGACCGGAUGGAAUACAAACGGAAUAGUCAACGAGUGACUCACCUUUUAUACAGUCCGUUAUUUAUGGUGAGCGUGCGAUCUGCUGUGCGCACAGCUCGCCAACACGUCAGAUAACGGUCACCUUGUAGUCGCCUGUAAAUGAAGAAGAUCUUAAAUGAGUCUGCUGAACAAACGUCGUUGAACUAACAAGAUGAAUUAUAAGUUUUGGAUAUCGACUAUGUGGGACUAGAGAUGUGACCUCUUUAUUUUUACCAAGUCAUGAAAGUUAUUAAGUAACCUAACGGAACAUUCAACUAAUCUCUCAAGAUGGCCCUCAGUCCCGUCCUUCUCUUUCUCCUCUCUCUGAUUGGCUGCGGCCACUCCCAGGAUGACAUCAUCGACCCCGGCCGGGCCCCUCCCCCUCCUCUGGGUUGCGGUGUAAACGUGGACCCCCUCUACCGGACGUUGUGUGACCUGGAGUCUGUGUGGGGGGUGGUGUUGGAGGCCGUGGCCUGUGGUGGAGCCAUCACCUCCCUGGUUCUCUCCGUGGUUCUCCUAGCCAAGCGCCACUCCAUCCUUGACCCAGAUCGGCGCUCCGGCCUGGGUCCUCUUCUCCUCCUGCUGGCCUCCCUCUUGGUUCUCUUCUCCCUGUCCCUGGUCUUCCUGGUGGGGCGUAACGAGGCCCUGUGUGUGGUCCGCCGGGUCCUCUGGGGCCCCCUGUUUGCCCUGUGCUUCUCCUGCCUCCUGGCCCAGGCGGUGCGGUUGAAGAGGCUGGUGUCUGGAAAGUCUAGCCCCAAAGGGAGCUCCCUGGCUGGGCUUGGCAUGGCCCUGGCCCUGGUCCAGGGGAUUAUCUCUGGAGAGUGGCUGCUGCUGACAGUGGUGAGGGAGGGCCACGGGGCCUGCGACUACCCACCGUUAGACUUUGCCCUGGUUUGCAGCUACGCCCUGGGGCUGCUCCUGAUGGCGCUUGGCCUCUCCCUGGCUGUGGUGCUGUGUGGAGGGGAAGGGGGAGAGGACGAGGCAGAGGAGGGGAGUGACGGAGGGUGCGAGCGGCGUUGGAAGUGCAACGCCGUAUGGCUCUUCCUGUCCUGCCUGGCGUCCCUGUUGCUAUGGGUCUCCUGGCUUGUGCUCUAUCUCUAUGGCGACGCGGCGUUGAGGGGGGCGUGGUCGGGUGGUGGAGAAGGGCGGCGACCGGACUGGGAUGAGCCGGCGUUGGCAGUUGCCUUGGUGGCGCAAGGUUGGAUCAUCCUGUUAUUUCACGCUAUCCCAGAAGCCCACCUGUGUCUGAGGGACCCGCCGGUCCCCAGCCAGCAGGACUACUUUGACACCAGCCAGCCCCUGCAGCCCUGCUUCCAACAGGAGGUGCCAUUACCUACACACACCCUCACACACAGGCCCUACGCAGAUAACCAGACCUACUCUAUCGAGGAACACAGCGCAGCACUGAGAGGUGGGUCGUACCAUAACGGACAUGGGGGGAUGCGUCCUGGGAUCCCCUUCAGAGGCCACAUGUACCAGCCCACUGAGAUGGCCCUGGUGAUGAACGGAGGAACGAUGCCUACCGCUCCGGUGAACUACACAGGGAGACAGCUGUGGUGAGAGGGGAACCUUGAAACCGGUCUCCAUGGCAACACGGCAUAUUAUGGUGCCGGAAUGCUCCGGAAUGUUUCCAAUGUCAUUCAUAACCCCAUCAAUGCCUCUACCUCACCUCACCACUGACUGUACAAAGCACUGCAACAAGGAAUUUACCCCUAGCCACAGAUCUAGCAUCAGCUCACACUAACUUUUUAUACACUUUGGUCAUUGAGAGGAAAAGGGAAAAACUGAUUUGAGAUCAGUGCUCACAAGAAAUGUCAUUCCAGGAUUGACUGCACGAGAUUCAGAGAUGGGUAACAAAGACAUUGCCUGCCCCUUCUUAACCCAUGCAGACUGGAAUAUAUCCCCAAUGAUGAUGAUGAACGUCAAGCUCGCUCAGUGAACAGUUAUCGGCUGCGUCCCAAAUGGCACCGGCUCGGGUCAAAAGUAGUGCACUACAUAGGAAUAGAGUUCCAUUUGGGAUACAGUGAUACAGACUUCUGUUUUUUUUUUUAUUAUAUUUUUAGCUUUUCUGUUUUGUUGUUUUAAAAAGGGGGAAAAAAGCCUAUAUGACACACCAGGUACAGCAGAACAGCGGUCAGUCCCAAAUAGAACUCUAUUGCCUAUAAAGUGCACUACUGUUGGCCAGAGCCGUAUGGUUCUGGUUCUGGUUGAACCACUGCAUUAUAAGGAAUAGGGUUCCAUUCUGGAGGCAUUCAGUAUUUAUGUCAAUUCCAUCCAUCCACCGUGCUCACUGCCCACUCAUGUUCUCUACAGACUCUGUGUGACGCAUCUCAAAUGGCAUUCUAUUUCCUAUUUCGUGCACUAACUUUGACCAGGAUCCAAAGGGUUCUAAAGUAGUGCACUAUGUAGAGAAUGGGGUGCCAUUUGGGAUACGGAACACGAGAGUUGCUCCUAUUGAUGAUGAUUAUGACUCUAUUAGAUGUGUUGGGACACGUAAACACAUUUUUUUUCUAAGACUCUCAGCUUUGUGUUUGGUCCACCGGAGUUGUUGUGAUGAAGCACUUUAUUAAGUUAAUCUCUGCUGUCACUAUUUGGGAUAUAACGUUCGUGUGACAUAUUUCUAUGGUGAAUGUUAUGAUGGUGAAAUUGAAUUUAUUAUUGGUGUCACAAAUGAGUACUGUAUUUUUUUGGUGUGGUUCUAUGUAAUCAGUAGUUUUGUUAUGGGGUUGUUGUAACACAUUUUGAGAGUUUUUAACAGGGAGUGCAAUAUCAGUAUGAUUAUAUGGCAGAAUAUACAGUAUAUGAAUUAAUGGUAGGAUCUGCACCUCAUACUAACGUUAUAUAUUUCAGAGACUUCUUCUUUGCUCUUUGCUUGUUUUAUCGCCCAUCAAUAGCACAGUGAUGCACCCCCUUGUCCUUGAUUGGACUAAUCUGCUGCCUCUUAAUCCCUAUGGUGCUCUAACCUUGGAAUAACCCAUUUAGGGAAACUGAUAGGGGGGAUUGGUAUUAGUGGCUUUACUCUGACCAGUCGUGUACUCCUGUAUAAGGCUAUUAUAUUAUCAUCCUAUGUCCUGAUACAGAGGAGGGCUUGGUUGCAUGUCUCUUAAACACAAUUCUCACACAAACUCAAUUAAAUAAAAUAUAGAUGAAACUGUUUGGAUCGACACAUUAUUGAGGU
Messenger RNA from Salmo salar (Atlantic salmon), 3436 nucleotides. RefSeq names its product G-protein coupled receptor family C group 5 member B. Gene Ontology annotation, cellular component: signaling receptor complex; extracellular exosome; plasma membrane. Gene Ontology annotation, molecular function: protein kinase activator activity; G protein-coupled receptor activity; protein kinase binding. The record is from RefSeq and is a predicted model, not a curated record. Gene Ontology annotation, biological process: G protein-coupled receptor signaling pathway. NCBI's taxonomy places the organism in Eukaryota, Metazoa, Chordata, Actinopteri, Salmoniformes, Salmonidae.